CGCCUGUUAUUCACGCAGAUUAUGAAGCAGCGGAGCUCAGCAUCAUCUCUGGCAUUCUCAUCUGGAUGUAUACAUGGCAUCACUGUGGAUCCCAAUGUUUCUUGCCUUGUUUUCUUUUAUUUUCCUGCAGAUAUCUUCGUCUUAUGAACAGCUGUCUGCCUUUGUGGAAGGGAGCUCAGAUGAGCCUCCAUCUCAAGACAUCAAAGAAAAUGGCGUCGGCGGUGAUGCUUUGGCGUUUGAAGUUCGUCUCAGACGAGCUCAGCAGCCGUAUGGACGGCACCCGCACGCUCCAUCACGCAGGAGAUUGCUUCAGAUUCCAGGAGCGAUGCCGUACUCUCCUCUGAGUGUGGCGCACAACGGAAAAACCUGCAUCCUCUUCAGAGCCCGCAAACUGGCCAUCAGGUACAGGAAUCACAGUUUAGUGGACCUCACGGACAGAACCUUCGGCCCCGAUACAACAGUGGACACCAAAGGGUCUUUCUGCAGUAAAGAUAAAGCCAUACUCAAUCUACGUUAUGGUGAUGUAGAAGACCUCAGAGGCCUCUCCAUCAGGCUACAAAUGUCAAACACGUUCUACGAGUCGGCCGGGCAGAACUGGUUCACUCUCGAUAACGUUUACAUCCACUACAACUGGACAUACGAGGCCAUGUUUAACGCCACAGAUGUGUACGCGCCUUCCAUCAACUCCUACCACUGCCAGCAUGUUAGCAGUCUCCAGAAAUACGACACGCUGCUGGUGCCCAGCGCCGGCACGGACCACGCCGCAAACUGGCACAUAACGUUCACAGACUUCCAGAUUCAAGCGUUCAACCUUCAUUCCAGUAAGUUUGCGUCGGCCAGCGACUGCGCCACGUUCUUCACCCCAGCGAUCCUCAUGGGUCUGAUCACGUCUCUGAUCCUGCUGCUGGUGUUGGCGUACGCUCUGCACAUGGUGGUCCAUCUGAAGCACAUCGACCGGUACGAGGAGCACAAGACCACCGUCUACUUCCCUCGCAGCACAGAAGCUGAGUGCACAGAGAAGAACAGCUCCUAGAGUCC
This is a messenger RNA of Triplophysa dalaica, 1038 nucleotides long. It is a transcript of the gene atp6ap1la, whose product is annotated as ATPase H+ transporting accessory protein 1 like a. The transcript is spliced from 7 exons. The record is from RefSeq and is a predicted model, not a curated record. Lineage: Eukaryota; Metazoa; Chordata; Actinopteri; Cypriniformes; Nemacheilidae. Gene Ontology annotation, cellular component: proton-transporting V-type ATPase complex. Bases 74 to 1033 code for a protein of 319 amino acids.